UGCAUGGCAUACCCUUUCUAGUAUAUUUGGAAGAAAAAAAAAACCAAACAGAAAAGUAGCUCUUCAAUAUUAGUACUACCAUAGCCAAGAGCUAGCCACCAUUGAUUGUAGAGAUUAACGCGAGAGAUCGAGAGUCGAUCGAGGAGUCUUGGAUGGUCUGCAUGCUUUCUAGCUCUUCCUUUUAAUCACCUCCCUCCUAAAGCUUUCCCCUCUCUAACUCCCAUUUCUUUUUCCGACCAGACGAUGAUAGCCGGUGUCGGAAACUUUAACUCUUCGGCAUUCCACACCCAAUUCCAGGUUUCUGCUUCUUUUCCUUUGGAAUUGUUUUAGCAAAGUUACAAAGAGGUUUUGAAGCUUCUCAAGCAGAGAUUGAACACUUCCAAAGCUAGCACAUUGAAGCAGACUUAACUAAACAGAAGGAAAUCGAAAGGUACGAAAAAAAAAAGAAAAAAAGAUGGGUUUCUGGACUCUGCUUGAGGUGGCGUCUAUGCCAGUUCUGCAAGUUUUGAUCAUCAGUCUGUUGGGAGCUUACCUGUCUACUGAGUAUUGCAAUCUUCUUCCUUCAGGCGCCAGAAGAUCCUUGAAUAGGAUAGUGUUUGUGGUGUUUACACCCUCCCUCAUGUUUGCAAGUGUUGCCAAAACUGUCACAUUUGAUGACAUCAUUUCAUGGUGGUUUAUGAUUGUCAAUGUGGGACUUACAUUUUUGUUUGGAACCAUUCUUGGAUGGUUAGUGGUAAAGAUACUGAAACCAAAGCCUUAUCAGGAAGGCCUUGUAAUUGCUACAUGUUCAUCAGCAAACUUGGGAAACCUUCUACUUAUAGUUGUGCCAGCAAUUUGUCAUGAGGAUGGGAACCCUUUCGGCGAUCAUGAAGUUUGUAGCGCAGUUGGACUCUCCUAUGUCUCGUUUUCCAUGGCGCUUGGUGGUUUCUUCAUUUGGACUUAUACUUAUCAGCUGAUAAAGUCCUCAUCUGUGAAAUUUAUAGCGCUUCAAGAAGCAGAAAAUGAGACCGCGAAGAGGCCAAACAAGGAUUUAGAUGCUGAUGGAGCAACUCACCUUCUCAAAGGAGGAGAUGAGGAGCAGGGUUCUAUUGUAGUCUCAUCUAAAUCUGCGGAUCACCCCCCUGCUCAGAUAGUACCUCACGAACCAGAUGUAUCAUUCCCCCGAAAAGUAUUAGCGUUCUUUAAACAGAUUUUACAUGAGUUACUGGCACCACCAACUCUAGCUGCAUUUAUUGGAUUUGUCUUUGGGGCAAUUCCAUGGCUUAAACGCUUGAUAAUUGGUGACUCCGCCCCCCUCCGAGUGAUCCAAGAUUCAAUUGCACAACUUGGGAAUGGAACUAUUCCUUGUAUCACACUUAUUCUUGGAGGCAAUCUCAUCCAAGGCUUACGAGCAUCGACAAUCAAAAUACCUGUCAUCCUUGGAAUCAUCGUUGCACGAUAUAUUCUACUUCCAGUAAUUGGUAUUUGGAUUGUAAAAGGAGCAGACCAACUAGGGUUUCUCCCACCAGACCCUUUGUUCAAGUUUGUGCUGAUGGUUCAAUUCACAUUGCCACCUGCCAUGAACAUUGGUACCAUAACCCAGCUGUUUGAUGUCGCCGAGGCAGAGUGCUCGGUCAUCUUCCUGUGGACAUACUUGGUCUGUGCCCUAGCACUUACCGUGUGGUCUACAGUCUACAUGUGGAUCUUGUCUUGAAUUGUUGAGGGUGGCAAAGCAUUCCUCAAAAGUAGCAUGUAGCAUUAUUUUUGGUUACAGAUUCGCACGCAAGAGCGUAGGAUGGAUCUGGGUUUCUAUAUCUUCUCCAUUUUCUGAUUCAAUUGGUUUCAAAGUAAAAUUUUUGUUUAGUGUGAUUUGCGAGAGUCCGUAGGUCACCUGCUUUUAUCUACUUGAUGUGCAGUAGGAGUAAAGUAUGAAGAGAAACAGGGUUCAGUUUGGUUUUCAUAGGUCAAUGAUUCUCAAGUGUCAUUGACAUUAUGUAGCUUUGUGAAAUAUUUUUCUAGUGAUUGUUCUCCUGGAAUUGAAAUCA
Rosa chinensis is the source of this 2024-nucleotide messenger RNA. RefSeq names its product protein PIN-LIKES 7. Gene Ontology annotation, biological process: endoplasmic reticulum to cytosol auxin transport. Lineage: Eukaryota; Viridiplantae; Streptophyta; Magnoliopsida; Rosales; Rosaceae. Gene Ontology annotation, cellular component: membrane. The transcript is spliced from 11 exons. Bases 455 to 1693 code for a protein of 412 amino acids. The record is from RefSeq and is a predicted model, not a curated record.